Cylas formicarius (sweet potato weevil) is the source of this 3166-nucleotide messenger RNA. RefSeq names its product long-chain-fatty-acid--CoA ligase 1. The record is from RefSeq and is a predicted model, not a curated record. Gene Ontology annotation, cellular component: endoplasmic reticulum; membrane. Gene Ontology annotation, biological process: long-chain fatty acid metabolic process. Gene Ontology annotation, molecular function: long-chain fatty acid-CoA ligase activity. The transcript has 11 exons. Bases 721 to 2700 code for a protein of 659 amino acids. Lineage: Eukaryota; Metazoa; Arthropoda; Insecta; Coleoptera; Brentidae.
GCACUUGUUGCAUAAUAUACUAUUAUAUGGAAAUGAAGCUUGCAUUUUAUUUCUUAAAAGAUUAUUACUUUCCAAGUUACCAUCCAUUAUAAAAUAAGUUAUUUUCUUUAAUUGCAUCUUAAACAUUGAACAAGACAUUGAAAAUUGAGUUUUUCAUCGCAAAAGACGGUCACUCAGACCGUAGGGCAGCGACGCGAGAAAUGGUUGAUAAAAAUAAAUCGAUUUCGAUUAUUGUGGAGUAGAGUGAAUCCCGCCGUUGUUAAGUGUCUAUUUAUACAAGGAGGUGGGGCGUUAUAGAUUGCGUGGCAGAAAAUUUCGUCCGAACUUAGUCUCUGACCGCGCGCGGUUUUUCGAGUUUUCCUGGCGAAUUUUUCGAAAAUCACCGAUCGGGUUGACGGCGUCCUAGAAAACCCGGAAAUGCACCGUUAAAAAUAACGUCGAGGUGCACUUUUAUCGCCCGUCAUCGGCUGCCAGAAUAAAUUAACCUUCGGCGCGACAACUCUCGGCUUUUUGAAGUGCGUAUAAGUUUUCCCUGACGCGGACAUUGUUUUAAAGGCCUCGAAGGUGCGCGCAAAUCGUCGUAAAGGUUGUCCCGUUACGUAAAUUUGAACGCGAGCCAGUCCCGUCCGAACGGGUCCGGUGAUUCGAUCGAGAAGAAAAAAAGUAAGAUUCGCGAAUAUGUUCGAAAGGUCGAGGUGCCAUCCCGAACAGUGAGACGAAAUGGGAUGCUCGUGCGGCAGCGUGCCGCCCAUCAGCAUACCCAUCAAUUUGAACAACCAGUCGGACGUCUACAACUGGAAAGGACCGGACGUGAUACGAGUGUCCAGAUUUUACAAGGAUGCGAAAGAAGGAAAAUUCGUAAGCUAUCUCUACGCGGACGCCAAGACCCUAUACGAAAGCUUCAGGAGAGGCUCCAAAGUUUCUAACAACGGCCCGUGCUUGGGCUGGCGCGAAUCGUAUCAGAAACCAUUCCAGUGGCUCACGUAUGACGAGGCGCUUCUGCGAGCCCGAAACCUGGGCUCCGGCCUCGUCUCCCUGGGUCUCCAACCCGGACCAAGUACCAUGAUAGGAAUAUACUCCAUCAAUUGUCCAGAGUGGAUCCUCGUAGAACAGGCCGCUUACUGUUACAGUAUGGUGAUAGUACCCUUAUAUGACACGCUAGGGGCGGAUGCUUGUGCCUUUAUUAUUAGACAUGCCGAAAUGUCAGUGAUUUUAGUAGAAGACGACACAAAAUGCAAUUCGUUGUUGGAGAAAUCACCGCGAUGUUUAAAAAAAUUGAUAGUCUUCAAAGACAUCAGACCGGCGACCCUCCAGCGGGCUCGAAACAUGGGAAUCGAGAUUCUGAAGUUGGCCGACGUCGAGCUCUUGGGAUCGAAAAAUAGCAACCCUGAAGUUCCUCCAAAACCGUCUGAUGUCUGCACAGUGUGCUACACGAGCGGAACGACGGGACAACCGAAAGGAGUCAUGCUCACUCACGAGAAUGUUGUGGCCUCCAUGAGUGCCGUGAUCCUCCAAUUCGGAGACCACAAGCUGAGGAGCGACGACGUCAUGCUGUCGUUCCUGCCUCUCGCUCACAUGAUGGAAAGGUGCUGUGAAAGCGCGAUGUACAUGCAGGGCGGCGCCGUGGGUUUCUAUCUGGGCGAUGUGAGGAGACUUUCGGACGAUAUGAAAGCGCUGAAGCCGACCGUAACUCCCGCAGUGCCCCGCCUUCUAAAUAGGAUAUAUGACAAAGUGCAGUCGGACAUCAACGGCAAUUGCGUCAAGAAGAUGCUGUUCAAUAUGGCGUUGAGGUCCAAAGAGGCGGAACUCAAGAGAGGUAUCCUGAGAAAGAACAGCUUCUGGGACAUGCUUGUAUUCAAGAAGGUUCAAGAGGGGAUGGGCGGGAGACUGAGGUUAAUGCUGGUAGGUUCUGCACCUCUGGCGGAGAACGUGCUUACCUUCAUUAGGUGCGCGAUGGGGUGUGUGGUGGUCGAGGGUUACGGCCAGACGGAAUGCUGCGCCCCCGUCACCCUAACAAUCCAAGGAGACCACGUGCCGGGUCACGUGGGACCCCCUUUGGCCUGUUGCUGCAUCAAACUGGCCGACGUCCCGGAAAUGGAAUACUGGGCGCGGAACAACCAGGGCGAGGUUUGCGUGAAGGGCACCAACGUGUUCCAGGGCUACUUUAAGGAUCCCGACAAGACCGAAGAGGUGGUCGACGAGGGCGGGUGGCACCAUACUGGUGACGUGGGCAUGUGGCAACCGAACGGAACGUUGAAAAUAAUCGACAGGAGAAAGCACAUAUUUAAAUUAUCGCAAGGCGAGUACAUCGUUCCGGAAAAAAUUGAAAAUAUUUACAUCCGGUCGCAAUACGUCGGCCAGGUAUUCGUCCACGGGGAAUCCCUAAAGUCGUGUAUAGUGGCGGUGGUGGUGCCGGACGUGGACGUAAUCAAGUGCUGGGCUCAAGAGAUGGGCAUACCCGGUACAUUCAGCGUGCUUUGCAAUAAUUCCGAGAUCAAACGUCUCAUCAUGGACGAUAUGAUCGCCAAAGGGAAGGAAGCCGGAUUGAAAUCUUUCGAACAGGUGAAAGACAUAUACUUGCAUCCAGAUCCGUUCAGCGUUCAAAAUGGCCUGCUCACACCAACACUGAAGAGCAAACGUCCCCAGCUGAAGGCUUACUUUAAGCCACAGAUAGAGGACAUGUACAGCAAGCUAGCUUAGAUGUAGAAUCGUUUCUCGUCGACGUUUUUCUUCUAAGUUCCAGACGACCCAGCACCGCAAAUUCUUGCCAGCAAUCUCAUUUUAAGUAAACAUUAAGCGGAACCAAUUAUUCGGAUCUUUUCCGUGGAUAAUUUUUAGUUCCUUUGGAUCAUUGUGACCCUCCCCGUUCUAGGAAAUUUGACUAUCAAAUAGGGUUUAAAAAGUUAUUUGUUAGGUUAAGUCAACUCCAGGUUUUUUGUGAAAACGCGUCUUGUUGCGAAUUAAACAACCCGACGUAGUUACAAUUACAGACUGUUUAAAUUAUUUUUUAGAGAUCGCUUUUGCAGUUCGGCAAAGUUCAAAAUGCAACUCGCCUUUUUCAAAAAUUCGCAUCAAAACUCCAAAUUGCAAAUGGUCCUUUAUGUUAUUCACGUUGUUAUGUAUUAUUUUCACUUUAUCGGUAGAAAAUAAAACCUUUACUUACCUU